ACCUUUGCCCGCCCGCCCGCCCCCGCGCGCCCCCCCCGCGCGCGCGGCGCUGAGGCGGCCCCGGCCCGGCCGCGGAGCCCCCGGGACCCCCGGCCAUGGAGGGCAUGGACGUGGACCUGGACGCGGAGCUCAUGCAGAAGUUCAGCUGCCUCGGCACUACCGACAAGGACGUGCUGAUCGGCGAGUUCCAGCGCCUGCUCGGCUUCCAGCUCAGCCCCGCCGGCUGCGCCUUCUUCCUCGACAUGACCAACUGGAAUCUACAAGCUGCCAUUGGAGCCUACUAUGAUUUCGAGAGUCCAAAUAUCAAUGUCCCCUCCAUGUCAUUUGUGGAAGAUGUCACCAUAGGUGAAGGAGAGUCCAUCCCUCCUGAUACCCAGUUUACAAAAACAUGGAGGAUACAGAAUACAGGGACGGAGGCGUGGCCCCCAGGGGUUUGCCUGAAGUAUGUCGGUGGAGACCAGUUUGGCCACGUGAACAUGGUGAUGGUGAGGUCCCUGGAGCCGCAGGAGAUGGCUGAUGUCAGCGUGCAGAUGUGCAGCCCCAGCACCGCCGGAAUGUAUCAGGGACAGUGGCGGAUGUGCACUGCCACGGGACUCUACUACGGAGAUGUCAUCUGGGUGAUCCUCAGCGUGGAAGUUGGAGGACUUCUGGGUGUCACACAGCAGCUGUCAUCCUUUGAAACAGAGUUCAACACGCAGCCGCAUCGCAAGGUAGAAGGAAACUUUAACCCAUUCGCCUCUCCACAGAAGAACAGGCAACCAGAUGAAAACAACCUAAAAGACCCUGGGGGUUCCGAGCUAGGCACAAUCAGCAAAAACACAUGGGGGCCUGCUCCUGACCAAAUCGAACAAGAUCAGAAUGGACUGUCACAAAACUCUGUAAAUCUCUCCCCCAGCAGUCACUCGAACAACUUGUCGGUAGUGACGUACAGUAAGGGUUUCCACGGUCCUUAUCACUUCGGACAGUCUUAAAACACAAAAACACAAAACGGGUAUCGACAAGAGGAGAAUUUAAGAAAAAGCUGACUUUUGGGGGAAGGGAGGGGGAUUCAUGUGGCAGACAGACACAGCGUGGACCCCCCUUCUCUGCCUCCGUGUUCUGGAAAAGAAGAAAAAACAAAAGCCCAGUAACUUAAGACUAGCUGUUUCCAGAGGAAAAUCCAAAACCUGAGUAUGCAUGUAUGACUGCUGGAUUUCAGAGUGGUGUAAAUGCUAUGAGGAAGAAGAGACACCAACACUAUGGGUUUUUAGAAAUCAUCUUCACAUGUAAUUAGGUAGCUUAAAAAGAAGUUUAAAAAUGAAAAUUUAAAAGCCAUCUUUAAAAAAGAAUAUUUUGCCUACAGAGCGGUUGUAGUUUGAGCAAAUGUUUAAUUUCUGUUUGUUUCUUGUUCUUUUUUUUUGUUGUUUAUUUUUUCCUAAGGGACAGCGUGCAUUUUCCCAGAAUGUCCUGGUUUGCUGCUGAACAGGACUGGCUCAGCACCCGCUGGGGUUUGUGCAGGGACUGCUUCUGUCAGGCUUUUUUAAUGCCAGGUUGGGUGCUGGUUGCACCCAGCACUGCAUUUUUAACAGCAUCUGCUGGUUUUAGUUACUGACUUUUUAAUCUUUUAUUUUCUCUUUUCCUUUUGGUUUGGGUGUUGCUUUUAAGUUGUCCUGCGUGUCAUUGGGAGCCACGUUACGGACAGGUCUCAAUAUCAGAAUUGGAGAGGGAGACACUGGGACUUCUGGGAUAACAUGGAGGGCUCAUCUCCCUUCCCUCUUGUACAUGAAGUACACAAAUACACACCCAUGUUGAUAAGAAACUGAUUUAUUCAAGCUGUCCUGUGUGGUUAGCAGUUAAAAAUCCCUUUUUGUUCACUCUUGUGUGCAGUAGCUGUGCCUGGAGCUGUGUGCCAAGAGGAAUCUCUGUAGCUGUAAUUCACCUGCUGAUAGUUGUAAAGCUUCACAAGCAUCCUGUCCUUUUCAUUUGGAGUCUCCCCUCUCUCUUUCAGAGCAUAAGUUUGCAUUUGUUUCUCCUGUGCUGAGGUGUAGCUUAGAGGCUGAUCCAUGUGUUCUGGAGCACAGAGCAGGAGUUGACACCACCAGCUGGGUCCCACUGUCACCUCCUCUUCUUCUGCCUUUGUCAUCUGGGCUCGGGGCUGCACUGAGGCUCUGAAUGGGCUCAUGUUAGGGGAGGGAUUGCGGAAAAUUUGGACUGCUCUGCUGUUCCUCCAGCAUGUUUUCCUCCUGUUCUGGACUGCAAAGUGCAGUGUGAGGGGAUGCAGCUUGGUCUCAGGCACUGUGGUGAAUUUAUUCUGAAAUGCUGACCCCACAAACAGAGGGGGAAUGAGCCCUGCAGCACCAUCCUGCCCAAACGAACCAGGCUGGAACAGCCAUCUGCCAAAGAUACAGGAAUAUGCAAAGCUCCCUUUACCUUCUCCAGAUCUUCCCAGUGAAGGCUUUUCUCUGUGUCAGAGCUGCACACUGCAUGGCUUUGCCCUCGCUGCUCUUGGCUGCGUUUGUUUUUGUGGCUGGUUUUGAACGGGGGAAUCUUUCAUUGCAGCUACCAAGGACUGGUACCUGGGUGCAUAUGGAUGGAUCUCGUGGGGUCAGUGGGGGUUCCUUGUGUCCAACAGAGGAAGGAUUGGGCGAUGGAUUUUAUUCAUAUUUCAGAGGUUCAGUUGUUACAGAUCACCAUCAGCUGAAAUCUCCCUUCAGAAAUGUGUUAGCUGGGAGAAACAAGGAUGAGAUCAGAAACUGCCUGGACAGAAGUGGUCCCACAGGAUUUGAACUGCCUGACACUUGCAGUCUGGUGGGCACCUGGCUGUUCCCUGGAUCUGGACAAGUGUUAGGAUUGGAGAGAACCUGCUGAAGGUGCUGCUUCUUGGAAGCUUUAGUUCUUGUGCUGUCACAACAUUUUGCCUUGGACUAGUUCUGAGUAUUAGAUCUGAGCAUUGAUCUGGGGGUGAUUGCAGCCCCACAGUGUGGUGUGGGCAGGUGGAAUCUUCGCUCACUCCCUCCUUUCCUCACAGGUGGCUCACAAGCCCCUCUGAGGAAAUGAACAUCACACCUGCAGCGCUGCUGCUCCCCUUCUGAGGGCACUGCACCCCUGGGGACAGCUCUUGGUUCAAGUGACGAGGUGAUUCCUUAUCUUUAUUAGCUCCUUGUGUCAGCUGUGUAGUGGAAGGAGGGGAAGUCAAGGUCUGAGUCUGAGAGUUCGAGCUGGUGCUGUGACAUUUGCCUGGUGUCAGCAGAGGCACCUGGGAGACCCUUGCACUCGGAUACCCCCACGCUGGCUUUCUGCUCCCAGGCACGUGUGUUCCUCCUGUGUCCCCUGGCUGCCACACUCGUGUUCCUGUGCUCCUCCUGAGGCUGAAUUUAUUUCCCUUGUCUUGAAAAACCAAAACCUGCAUGCUCCCCAAGUAGCCAUGUGCUUUCCCACUCUGAAGGCACACGCGUUUGCAGUCUGUGGUGUCCUGGUGACAAGGGGGUGCACGUUGCAGGCUGUGAGGAAAGGCAGGGCUCUGACAUCUGCAGCUCUUGCUGCUCACGUCCUGCUCUGCCCAGGCAGCUGAGGGAUAUUUGGGGCCAGGGUUGUGGCCCCUGCUGUGGCACUGGAAGGACAUUUAAAACGGGUUGCUCUAUCUCUGUGUUUUUCCUCGAGUAAAAACUGUUUCACUGAGGCCAAAGGUGGUUUUAUCUCCUGGUUUCUUGGAGCUUCGUGUUGCAGCCGGCCCUCAGAUUGCUCAUGCUUCAGGUGUCCAACUUUUAAUGGGGAGAUUGAGAUGAAUUUGGCUAAGUUCUGCCCAGGUGACCUCGUGACACUGCAGUUUGUAUCAGCUCCCAUAAGGGAAAGGGUAGUGUAGAACAUCUCUGAUGGCUUCGAAGUGGGUCCCUCUGGUAAGCAAGAGCCACUUGGACCCUGUCACUAACACAGCUCAAGCAGUGUCACCUCCCAGCCUUGGCAAACUGGAGCAGGAUGUCCCUGGGACUGGCCUCCAAGUGGCAGUGCCAUGGGAGGGGGUGAGAGAGUGGGAAUCUUCUGCCCACACCUCAGGAGUGCUGGAUUCGAACCCUGCCAAGGUUUGGGAGCUGGGGCAGAGCAGUGCAGUCAGAGAGCAGUGGUGUGGGUGGAAAUGCACGCUGUCCCACGUCUGGGUUUCUGUUGUGUUUCAUUUUUUCCGUGUGUGAGUGCGUGGGUGGUUCCCAGCCUGUCUGUGCUCGCCGGGGCAGUGCAUGUGUAGCACGGGAUGGUGUGUUGCCUCUCUGAGUCUGGGAGAAGUCCUAUGAUAGCACAUUGGGGGUGAAAAUAAAGGAAGCUUUUUCCUUAAUGUAUAAAUGAAUAUUUGUAUGAUUAAAUUAACACAGAAAAAAAAAAAAACAA
Messenger RNA from Serinus canaria (Common canary), 4359 nucleotides. RefSeq names its product inflammation and lipid regulator with UBA-like and NBR1-like domains (gene ILRUN). Lineage: Eukaryota; Metazoa; Chordata; Aves; Passeriformes; Fringillidae. The record is from RefSeq and is a predicted model, not a curated record. Gene Ontology annotation, cellular component: phagophore assembly site. The coding region runs from base 96 to 971 and encodes 291 amino acids. The transcript has 5 exons. Gene Ontology annotation, molecular function: ubiquitin binding. Gene Ontology annotation, biological process: macroautophagy.